GUCAGGCUCACUUGUUCUUUUAGAGCUUUCCACCAGAUUAACAAUAUUAUUCUUACGGAGCUCUGUUUGUGCUGCAGACGUCCAGCAGUUGACAGUAAUCGGCUGCAAAUGGUCGACCUCAACCACAUCAAGCCGCAGCCUCGUUGCAUUUACUUCCUGCCUCAACAACUGCGGCUCCUUCAGACUUAAUUGUUUAUGGGAGAAGCAGAAUUAACCGUCGGUUCAACUCCAUCAAACGGAAACAAACAGACAAACUGAGAGCUUGUGCACGUUUGUUUACUGCAAGUGACUUUAGCUGUUUCUCUACUUCAGUGACAAGCAGCUGGAGGCAGAUUUGGAUAUUGGGCGAUGUACGUCCUGGACAGAUCGACCACGGAGCGCUGGGCUGACGGCACACGCCAAUCACACCUGUGGUUUAAUUAGCAUCACCAAUCAACUAAUUGGACGGUGGGAGGAGGCCGGAGAACAUGGAAAACACACGUGGAGACAUGGGAUCUGAACCAGGAGCUGUCUCAAUGUGAGCCAGCGGUGCUACCCACUGAACCACCGUGCCGCCAAGAGCUAAGAAGAAGCAGUUGUAAACUCCAAAGAGGAUCGAAAGCCGUGUUAGUGGCUCCGAGACGAACAAAUACAGAUUUUUUUUGUCUUCAGAAGUUUAAUUGAGGGUAAUCUCCUCGGUGAUGAAACUCUUUGACAAAAUAGUUGAAGGUUCGGUCUUCACAGGAACACAACAACACAAAUGUGGACACACACACACACACUGCUGGUUUCUCACUUAUCUUCUUUUAUGUCGUGUUCCUGUCUGCCAGCCAGUUUCAACCACAUUUAUAGGCUGAACAGUGCGUGUGCGUGUGUGUGUUUGUGUGUGUGUGAAAAUCCCCAGCGAGUCGUAUCAUCUCCACCACAUCUGACCUCGAGCAACAUCCAUUAAUGAUCUCGUAUAUACUUUUUAUAAUCACAGAAUUUGAUGGACUAAUGUUCAAUUAAAAAAACUAAGCAAUUACCACAAACACACAAAUGUCCUGAGGUCGCUGUUAAAAAGGGAUUAUUUCCACUAGAACGUGACCGAUGACAUCAGCCUCACAAUACAAGUCUGAGUGUGUGUUGAUGGCGCGUUGUCGAUCUCUGUCCUCCAUCGUUGUGUGUUGCUUGUGUCUGUUUUUUACGUAUAUUCCAAAAUAACAAUUUCACACCAACGCUUCUCACCACUCUUAUUUCGUGUUAUUCCUGAUGCUGGAAACUGUCGGAGGCCUCACAGGAGACUCAGUGUUCAAGACCAGUUCAAACUGUGUUCCAGACCAGACCGGCUUGUCUGGUUUGAUGUUUUUACUGUUACGACCUUUGUUUAUUUUUUAGAGUGGCAGUGGUUUGUGUUAGAUUUCUUCUUCUUCGGACUGUUUAAUGACCCUGGUUUCUUCUUUAAUACACACAUACACACAAAUAAAUAUAUGAACAUGACUCACACCAAGCCAAAGCCCCCUGGUGGCUGGCUGCAGUAUAGGCCAUGAACCCCACCAUCUCCAGGUCAGCAGAUGGGACAUGGAUCCAAACAACAAAUGUCGAAUGACUUUUUUCUGAGAGGUGACGCACCGUCGCUAACAUGACGUUAACUCGCUAACCACAUGUCCCGCCUCAUAGAGCGGGAAAUCUGUAAUACUCACAUAAACAAAACAUUUAACAGAGGUUCAGACUUUAUCCAGCGUGUCCCGACAGAUUCACUCCAGACACGUCUGAUGUCUCAUUCUACUUAACUCCUCCAUUAACUCUGUUCCAACAACUGUAAACUCUAAAUCACUCAUGUUCUCUCUCUCUCACACCUACACACACACACACACACACACACAGGUGGCACAUACUGCAGUCUUUGUAAUGUCCCACAGAUUAAGAUUUGAACAUGAUGAUUUGAUAGAAACCGAUGCCAAAACAAAUACAAUAACGUUAACACACACACACACACACAAACACACACACACACACACACACACAAACACACAUCCUUGUGUCGAGGGUUCGAGGUUUAAAUAACUAAUCACCAUUUGUUUGAAUUCCUCAUAUAUAUAGAAUGGCAACUACAUCAUUUGAGGUAAAAUACACAACCAUUGUUUUGAAAGAGCAACAGACAAAUGAUGACAAAUCCACCUCUUCAACGCAGACAUCUUUAAAAACACAAACAAACAACAUCAGAUCUUCAACCUUCCAACCACAGUGACAGUUCUCCGGGGGCGUACAAGACUGAGCAGGACGCUCCCGCCGUGGUUCCUGUGCGGCAUACCUCCGCGUGUCGGUAGAAGAGGAAAGUGUUGUGUAAUUGCACGUUUGUGACUCUCGAGGCCUCACAACUCAUCAAGCUGUCAGAGCUCAACACGUCUGCACCAUGAAAGUCAGGACUCGCUGUGACUGCAAGUGUCUGAGCAGGAAGAGUGGGAGAGGGAGACGAGAGGUGGACCACUGCGCGGUUAACCACACAAUAUCACGUGCUGCGAGCCGAUUGGCUGCAGCCAGAGGAUGGAGGGUUUAUAAACCUCGGGUGCAGCAGCAGCAUCACCGAGCAGCAAACACCACCCAGGAGAUAAACUCAAGAGAAAACCCCGUCCACCUCUUUCUGCUCAACUCGUCCCUGCAGCUUCAAAACAAGACAACAAACUCUGACACCAUGAAAGUGGCCGUUGUUUUCAUCCUGCUCUUCGCCACAGUCCUCUGUCGGCCGGCGAGGAAAGUUCCUCUCAGCAGUUCAGAGAGCUCUGAAGAGGUGUUGAGACGAGAAGCUGCCAGGAAGCAGGCGGCUUUGGUUCCCCUGACCCGUGCAGCACCGGUUCAGGCAGCUCCCUCCGCCUCAGACGAGAGCGCAGAGAGUUCAGAGCAGGAGGCAGCAGUGGCUCCAGUAGUGGAGGACCAAUCCGGCAGCCCUGACCCGACCCCGACCACAGACACAACCGACAGCCAGGACAGUGAGGAUGAUGACGAUGAUGAUGAUGUAACAGAGGAAACUGAGGAAGAGGAGGAUAAAUCCAGCGACAGCUCGGAGUCUGGCGAGUCCUCCAGCCCAGCUCCGGCCACCGUCAGCCCCACGGUCUUCACAGAGGAGCCCAUGAUUGAAACCACCGAGGAUCCCAUCCUGCCGACAAUCGUCAUCGACCCGGAAACAGCCCGUGGCGACAGCUUGGGAAAAUACCCCAACGAAUACAAGUCCAUCAUCUACGUGGAGGACAAAUCCUACAACAAGCUGCCCUCUCCCUACAAGUCCUGGGAGUACGUCAGCACAGGGAAGAAAGCGGCCUAUGAAAUGACCGAAGGCAACGAUGUGGAGAAGUCGAUGCCAGUGUAUAAGGCUCUUCAGGUCCACUCUGACAUCCUGGAGGAGGACACCAGCACCCCUGAGAUGGAGAGCCAGGGCCUGGACGUCACUCAGGACCAGGAAAUCACCCCCCGCCAGGCCUCCCUCCCAGCAGAGGAAGGUGAAGAGAGCACCAGCGAUGCCACAACCAACGAAAGCUCCAGCGCGACACAGGAAGAGGAAGACGAGAGCACCAGCGCCUCGAGCGCCAGCGCCAGCGCCGAGUCCCAGGACGAGGAGAGCAGCGAGGAGGCCACGGCCACGCCCGGCGCCGCAGACAGCGACUCAGACGAGAGCACGGAGAACGAUUCGGAUGAGGAGGAGGGGGCCAUACCUGACGCUACCACCGACGUGCCAAUGGUCAUCGCGGCCAAAUAAGCCCCACCCACCCAGGAAACGGCACAUAAAGAUGUUGGCAAACUGCCUCCAGGUGCAAGAAUAAAACCAAAACUCCACAACCUCUUUCCACUGCCGGGCCAAACAGGAACUGAACAGGCUUGAUUAUUAUUGAUUAUAUUUCUGUGAUUAUUUGUUGUUGAGGCAGAAAUGCUUUUCUAAACAGGUAUAUAUAUAUAUAUAUAUAUAUAUAUAUUUUACUUGACCAGUCUUUAAAACCACCAUGUUUGACUCUGCAGGGGGAAAGAGGUUGAAAGUGAGGAGGUCUACCUUCAACAGGAGGUUGACUGACCUUGUGACCUUUGUCCCGUCGCCUCCCUGUCGAGUUGCUUCAGGGUCCGAGGUCAAAACUGCAAAAAGAGCAAAGAAACACACUUGAGUUCUGAUAUCUACACUAGCACAACACUGCAUUUAAUCAUGAAUUAACAACUGCGAAGUACAGUUUUAAUAUUUAUAAUCAUUUCAAGCAUAUUAACAAAAAUAAAACUUGUCAUUAAGUCGUCUUCCUGUGUGGCUUAGCUUUGUCGCUUGCUAGAAUCCAACCUGCUGGUGUAGAUGGAGAAACUCAAACCAUCCCGGGCUCAGACGUACAACACAGUCCAGUUCAUUUGCACAGUUCCUACCAACACUACAUGUUGUUUGUCUCAUGUCGUUUACUGUAAUGUAUCAUAUUGUACCAUUUAUAAAAUUUUAAUAAAGUUCUUUUUCGUAACAAA
Platichthys flesus (European flounder) is the source of this 4446-nucleotide messenger RNA. It is a transcript of the gene spp1, whose product is annotated as secreted phosphoprotein 1. Lineage: Eukaryota; Metazoa; Chordata; Actinopteri; Pleuronectiformes; Pleuronectidae. The record is from RefSeq and is a predicted model, not a curated record. Gene Ontology annotation, biological process: cell adhesion; ossification. Bases 2375 to 3712 code for a protein of 445 amino acids. The transcript has 8 exons.